UGAGUUCUACUGCCCCCUCCCCCGCCCCCCUUACCCUCACCCCCCCUAAAGACAGAGGAUCAGGGAGGGAGGCGAAAGGCUCUGGCCCAACGUACGUCCCCUCGGUCGGGUCUUUUGGGGACAUGGGGUCCCCUGACUGCCGUGGUGCUGGAGGAGGAGUGGGUGGAAGCGGAGCCAAGGAUGUAAAAGGGGCAGAGAAGAGCGGAGGGGGAGGAAGAGGAGGAGGGUCUAGUGAAAGUCUUUCUCUUCUUAAUCCUCAUCAUCCUCAGUCUAGUAACUGCCAGAGGAAGCCGUCGUCCCAGACGCAGCAGCCCCAGCCCCAUCAACAGCAGCUGGGCUACGGCAAGGCAGACAAGCCCCCAGACUGGAACCAGAACCACAAAUACAACCAACACCACCACAGCCAGAACAACCAGCCUAAAUCCCAGCCUCAGCCCCAUACCUCUAACCCCCAGUCCCACCACCCUAACCCCAAGCCCGGGCCUCGCUCCUGCAGCCUAGAGGCCUCUUCUUCCAGGGGAGAGUUGGAGGUCCUAGAGGUCUACCGGCCCUCCCUGCCUCUUGAAGCCCAGAGCGCUUACCCCGGGGUUGGGCACCACGCCAACAAGACUGGGCCCUACGCCAGCACCCCGCCCUUCCGGGACUGUUCCCACUCAGCUCCUCCUGAGGGAAAGGGGGGGUCAGGAGGGAGAGCCCAAAGAGUUGGGCAGAAGGUUGCUAGGAUAAAGCACCAGCAGCACAGUAGUCAUGGCAGCGGGUCAGGUUCUGAUGGAUCAGGGACUGAGAGGGGGAGAGAGGGGGGUAGGCAGAGUCAGAAUCAGAAUGGUGAGGGUGGUGUUGUUAUGGGGUACGGGGUUCAAACGCCCCCCACACUGCACCCUUGGGGGGUACUGAGAGGUCCUCAAGAGGACGAGAGGAGGUUGUCCCCCCACACAGAGUCCUACCCAGAUAACAGGACUCAAAACCCCCAUGACCAACAGCAGUCUAUGACAGCACCUCACCCCUCUCACCCCCACUCCUCCCCCAACCCAGAGGGAGAGAGCAGCGCCAUGAAGAACCUAAUGAACUACAGUUCGCAGCAGCCUUUGCUGCUUUCCCAGAGGAGUCCCUUCGGGGGGCUGGGCUGCCUGAAGCAAGGGGGUGAGAGGGGAGUGAAGGGGGGUAGACCCAGCGCCCCUCAGGAUCCCCCCAAACAGCCCCUACCCCCUAGGAGAGGGUCCACCAGCGAYGGGGAAAGGAUGGACGGAGGGGGAAGAGGGGGGAGGGAGGCGGGGGAGACACACGGGGAGGGGGAGGUGCGACAGCCCCCUGUGGGUAUAGCUGUGGCGGUUGCCCGGCAGAGAGAGCCCCCCCAACGCCCGUCUGAUACCCCCCCAGGACACAGCCGACAGGGCAGGGUGCUGCCCAGCAUCAAAGGUAUGUCUCGCUCUGUGUACCCGCUGGGCCGGGAGGCAGAAGAGAGGAAGAGGAUGACAGAGGAGCAGCUGAGCCUUCAUCACCUUGACCGAGACAGAGAACUCCUCAUCAGGGAAAACAAGGAGAGAGGGGAGUUUGCCAGGAUCCACCCAUCCAGCAGUUGCCAUGGUGACCUGACCUCUCACCUUCUGGUGCCUGGCGGGGCCAGCCAAUUAGGUGGAGACCCUUCUGCUCAUGCCCACCACCAUUGGAUGCAGCGGACUGGAAGUCCCUCCCUUUGGAUGGGCCAUUCAUAUGGUCUGAGCCAUGCUGCGCUCCACCAGAGUAUGGGCCCAGGGUUUGGCCCUGGCCUGCCCAGCCCCCUGCAGCCUGUGCUGCCUCUGUCCCAGGACCCCUCUGGUUCCCUGGUGGUCCUACCCUCAGAGCCUGGAGCACACCACCACCUGGAUGUGAUGGACCAGUCAGCUCUGUGGCCCUCGGUCUACGGAGCCCGAGGUCCCUCCCCCCACAUGCAGCAUCACGCUGUUUACUCCCGUUCGCCGUUCCUACGGCAACAGGAGCUCUACGCCCUGCAGCAUCAGCACCACCAGCAACAACACAGGGCCAUGGAGCAUAUGCACCGGCAACACACACUCUCACAGAGGAAGGCAGAGGACACCACUAUCACCAUUGACGACCCUCCUCUCCACGACACUUCGAGAACCUCCCGUGCUUAAGCCCUUCUCCCAUACCUCCCUCCAAGACCACCCUCCCUCC
Molecule: messenger RNA, 2172 nt
Organism: Salvelinus sp. IW2-2015
Lineage: Eukaryota; Metazoa; Chordata; Actinopteri; Salmoniformes; Salmonidae
Source: RefSeq, a predicted model, not a curated record